Hordeum vulgare subsp. vulgare (domesticated barley) is the source of this 1738-nucleotide messenger RNA. Its product is annotated as serine decarboxylase 1-like. The record is from RefSeq and is a predicted model, not a curated record. Gene Ontology annotation, molecular function: pyridoxal phosphate binding; carboxy-lyase activity. Bases 76 to 1551 code for a protein of 491 amino acids. NCBI's taxonomy places the organism in Eukaryota, Viridiplantae, Streptophyta, Magnoliopsida, Poales, Poaceae. Gene Ontology annotation, biological process: carboxylic acid metabolic process. The transcript has 5 exons.
UCUCCCUCUCUCUCUCUCUCUUCAGUACUGUUUUCUAGUGUGAUCGAGUGACGCGGUUGGUAGCUAGCUAGCAGGAUGGUAGAGAAGAACAGUGAUGUCGCCGUAGGAGGGGAGGUGCUGGUAGGCUCGUCGCCGCCGGCGGCCGACCAGCACUGCCGCCAGAAGGUCCUCCGGAACCACCCCGGCGGCGUCGGCGGUGCUGUCCCGCCGGUUACUGAUGGUCUGCCGCAGGUGGUGUCGGUGGUGGGAGACACUGGCAAGCACGCGGCACGCGUGGCCGUGGAAGGCUUCGCGGUGCUGGAGCCGCCCGUGGACGCCGAGGCGGCGGCGGAGCGGCGGGACGACGUGGCCGCGCUCCUCGCCGGCUUCGCCCACCACCUCCAGGAGAGGACCACCCACCACCUGGGGUACCCUUACAAUCUGGACUUCGACUUCAGUGUCAUGGCACAAUUCCAGAACUUUUCCAUCAACAACCUGGGCGACCCUUUCAUCGAGAGCAACUACGGCGUCCACUCCAGGCAGUUCGAGGUCGCCGUGCUCGACUGGUUCGCCCGCCUCUGGGACCUCCAGCAGGACGAAUACUGGGGAUACAUCACCAACUGUGGCACCGAAGGGAACCUCCACGGCCUAUUAGUCGGGAGGGAGCUUUUUCCUGAUGGGAUCAUAUACGCGUCUCGUGAGUCGCACUACUCCGUCUUCAAGGCAGCUAGGAUGUAUAGAGUCGAGUGCGUGGAGAUCGACACUCUAGUUACAGGAGAGAUGAACUGCGCGGAUUUUAAGUCCAAACUAUCGCGGAACGCCGGGAGGCCUGCGAUUGUUAAUGUGAAUAUAGGAACGACCGUCAAGGGAGCCAUCGAUGAUCUUGACAGGAUCAUAAGAACGCUUGAAAAAUGUGGGUUCCGAGAUCGAUUCUACAUCCACUGCGAUGGCGCUCUAGCUGGCCUUAUGAUGCCAUUUAUCAAACAAGCGCCAAAGGUAACAUUCAAGAAGCCUAUAGGAAGCGUAAGCGUAUCAGGGCACAAGUUCAUGGGAUGUCCAGUACCAUGUGGUGUGGUAAUAACCAGGCUCGAGCAUGUAAAAGUGCUCUCCACCGACAUCGAAUACCUAUCAUCUAGAGAUGCGACGAUCAUGGGGAGCCGCAACGGGCACGCACCAAUGUCCCUUUGGUACACGCUGAACAAAAAGGGCUAUAGAGGCAUCCGCAAAGAGGUCCAGAAGUGCUUGAGAAAUGCUCAUCACCUUGCAAACCGUCUGAGGGAGGCGGGAGUGAGCGCAUAUUUGAACGAGUUGAGCAGCACGGUGGUGUUCGAGAGGCCACAGGACGAGGCAUUCGUACACAAGUGGCAGCUCGCAUGCGAGGGAAGCAUUGCACAUGUGGUUGUGAUGCCAAAUGUGAGUGUGGAGAAGCUCAACGACUUUGUCGAAGAGCUCAUCGGCGAGAGACAGCGCUGGCAUGAAGGUGGAGGGUUUAGGGUGCCAUGUGUUGCAAAGGACAUUGGGCAAGAAAAUUGCCUCUGCGGCGUGCAUGACAAGAAAUUAAGAGUAGUAUAAGAUCAUUAGAGGAGUGUAGAACAACAACUUAAAAAUUAGAGUUCUUAAGGUCACACAUGGUUGAUCUAGCUUUCAUAAUUGGACAUCUAUUCCCGUCGUUAUCAGUUUCUUUUGUUGUACUAUCUUGGAUCGUGACAUGUGUUUAGUUCUAUGAUGGUUAAUAAAUUGGUUGGGUUUGUGUUUUCUA